Molecule: messenger RNA, 2508 nt
Organism: Exophiala xenobiotica
Lineage: Eukaryota; Fungi; Ascomycota; Eurotiomycetes; Chaetothyriales; Herpotrichiellaceae
Exons: 1
Coding region: 1-2508 (835 amino acids)
Biological process (GO): establishment of sister chromatid cohesion; nucleobase-containing compound metabolic process
Cellular component (GO): nucleus
Molecular function (GO): DNA binding; DNA helicase activity; hydrolase activity, acting on acid anhydrides, in phosphorus-containing anhydrides
Source: RefSeq, a predicted model, not a curated record
AUGAUGGUGCCGAGUCGGGCUACGUUCUGCCAUCCCUAUCAGCCCUAUCCUAUUCAGCUGGACUUUAUGACCAAUCUAUACCGGUGCAUUGAAGAAAAGAAGGUGGGCAUCUUUGAGUCUCCAACGGGCACAGGCAAGUCCUUGAGUCUAAUAUGUGGCGCCUUGACAUGGCUUCGAGAUCACGAACGUCGCUCUUUAGAUGACAGUACGGAGGACCCUGAUGACUCUGACUGGCUGCUGCAAGCUGAAAUGGUAGCUCAACGCCGUGCAUUGAUGCUGGAGCGCGAAGAGCUCGAGCUAAAGCUUGCAAAGCUCCGAGAGGAAGAAGUCCGUCAAAGACAGAAAAAGGCCGACACAAGGGGACUCAAGAAAGUCCGCACUGCAAAGGGACUUGAUCAAGAACAAACUCCUGAUGAUGCGGAAUUUCUGGUUGAUGAGUACGAGAGUGACCAAGACGGCGCAACAACUUCUCCGACCUCCAACCAUGGAUUUUCAUCUUCUACCCAGGCACUGCUAGACAAGCUUCGAAAGCCUAUGCAAAGAGAGGCCGAACAAGCAGAGAAAGACCGACUCAAGGUCAUUUUCUGUUCACGCACCCAUUCCCAAUUGACCCAGUUCGUGAAUGAACUACGACGUGUGAACCCUCCGUCUUCUCUUCCAGCAGCUUUGAAGCAUUCGACAUCGAAUACCAAGCUAGAAGAGAGAGUCAAGCACCUCGCUCUUGGUUCGAGGAAGAACCUGUGCAUCAAUCCCAAAGUCCUACGUUUACCAUCUACCACCGCUAUCAAUGAACGAUGCCUGGAACUUCAGAAACCCAGCACAGCAAAAGACAAGAAGUGCCCAUAUCUCCCUUCGAAGGAAACCAAGGAAAGGGUAGACCUGUUUCGGGACAAGGUCAUUGCCCGCAUCAGGGACAUUGAGGACAUCAGCAACCUUGGUAGGACCAUGGAAUUAUGUCCCUACUAUGCGUCUCGGACUGCUAUAGCUCCGACAGAAGUCUUAAGUCUGCCAUAUCCUCUUCUCCUACAGAAAUCCGCCAGAGAAGCCUUGGGCGUGUCUGUCAAGGAUAAUGUGAUCGUCAUUGACGAAGCUCAUAAUCUGAUGGACGCCAUAGCAGAUACGUUCUCGGUCUCCUUGCGACUGAGUCAGCUGGAGCACGCUGUGCACCAAAUGACGGCCUAUGCACUUCGCUUCAAACAGCGUCUCAAAGGGAAGAACCGAGUAUAUGUCACGCAAGUGAUUCGGUUGCUGAAUUCGCUGACAGAUUGCUUGCGAGAUACAAUGGAGAAGUCGCACUCACAAGAGAACACUGUGACCGCUGCCGAUCUUAUGUCAGGGAAAGGCGUGGACCAGAUCAAGCCACACAAGUUGUUACAGUAUCUGCAUGAAAGCAAACUAUGUCAUAAAGUCGAAGGAUAUAGUGACGCUCAAGCGGGCGAGGGAGACACUAACCCCUCCAAAGGCAGCAUGAUGCAAUUCCAAAAUUUCCUGGUCGUACUGAUGAACCCAGAUGACGAAGGACGCUUCUUCGUUGGCCGACAAGGCCAGGACAUUGUUGUACGCUAUACUCUGCUCGACCCAAGAGAACAUUUUCGGGAUAUCGUGCAAGAGUCUCGGGCAGUGAUCCUAGCUGGAGGCACAAUGUCCCCAAUGUCUGACUACGUCGACUAUCUCUUUUCAUAUCUAGAGAGGAGCAGAAUUGAGACUUUCAGCUUCGGCCAUGUCAUCCCAGUGUCUCAUCUGUUUGCUCGAGCCGUUGGGAGAGGCCUUUCCGGUAUCGAUUUCGAUUUCACCUACGACAAACGUGGUUCAGAAGGAAUGAUAUCUGAGCUUGGGCAGCUGAUUGUGAAAAUUUGCGCUGUUGUGCCCGAUGGAGUUGUUGUGUUCUUUCCCAGCUACGACUACCUUACUCAGGUUGUCUCCAUCUGGCAGAAGUCUUCAACAAACCGCUCUACGAUGGAGAGGUUAGCCGAGAAGAAACCGGUAUUUCAGGAAUUGAAGGGCAUCUCGGUUGAUGAGCUUCUGCGUGACUACGCACUCGCAGUGGAUUCUGGAAAAGGGGGACUAAUGUUGUCAGUCGUUGGUGGGAAAUUAUCAGAAGGUAUCAACUUUUCGGACAAGCUUGGCCGAGCAGUCAUUGCCGUGGGGCUGCCUUUUCCCAACGCCAAUGGGGCUGAAUGGACAGCGAAGAUGCAGCACAUUGAAGAUGUUCGCUAUCAGCAAUGCAAGAAAGAGUGCAUGAAAGAGGGUGACUGCAGGUCUGCGGCCAAAAGUGCCAGCAAAGACUUCUACGAAAAUGCAUGUAUGAGGGCGGUGAACCAGAGCAUUGGCAGGGUCAUCCGCCACAGAAACGACUAUGCUGCCAUCCUGAUGGUCGACCGAAGGUUCUCAUCAGAGAGGAUAAGGCAAAAAUUGCCAGGCUGGAUUAAAAACAAUAUGGAAUAUGGCGUUAUGGAUUGGAAGGCAAUCGAGGACGGGCUUCGAGAUUUCUUCAAAGGAAAGUGCUGA